Oppiella nova is the source of this 2144-nucleotide messenger RNA. The record is from the annotation of a GenBank genome assembly. NCBI's taxonomy places the organism in Eukaryota, Metazoa, Arthropoda, Arachnida, Sarcoptiformes, Oppiidae.
GUUGUGAAGUCAAGUCUCAAAUCUCUUGGCAAUUGGACACAAGAGAUUGGGUUGUCUUUUCUGAUAGACUUGUUGCGUGAGUUACAGUCAUUUUGGAAAUGGUUAAGCACUCACAUCAUUCAUCACUUAAAUAGUUAUUCUCUAUAGUGCUCUACAAAACUACUAUACAGUGUAGCAGCGAAUACCAAAUGCUUUGCUUUUGCAAUGAAUUCAUAUCUAAAGUGAAGUCAUUUCGACGAAUAAAUCUCUGAAUGCUUUCAAACAGCUCUCCGUUGACUGAGAAUGAGAGCGCCGGUAGAAGACGUGGAAAAUCGGGCGCAGGUGUCAGACAUCGCCUCAAUUGUCUGCCAACUCUAUCCUCACUUCAUUCACACUCUUCCUCUUCAGUCAAAAAGAACAAGAGUUUGAAAGUAGGGAUGAAUACGAGUAAACCGAUCAAAACGACCACAAAGAAAGACAAUUUCGUGAUUAAGUUAGGGAAUCAACAGUUUAUGCAACACAUGACCAAAACUGGCACCUCUUCGAUGUCCGUCAACAAAGACAAGGAAGAGAGCGGUGACCAGUGUUUCACUUUUCAACAGAAAGUCAAAGUGUUUUUUGUUCUUUUGAUGAUUCCAUCAGCGGUUGUGGUCUUCACUAACAAUAAUAAGUUCAAUAACGACAACAACUCAAACCAAUUGCAAUACGAUCCGAGGACAGGCCAUCCAUACCUUCCCGGACACUUUCCCGGAGCUGGAGCCUUUCCUAAUGGUAUGCCCGGGGGUUAUGGGGGAGGCUUUCCUGGCAAUGGAUUCCCUGGACAAAGAUUCCCGGGCCGAGACGGACGACCGAAUUAUCCCGAUUGGAUGCGACGACCUGAUGACCCGGGAGAGGCCAUGCGAGAGCAUUUGGAGCAAAUGAAUGGCAGAAACGAAGAAAACGAAAGCUAUGAUCCGGAAGACAAGAAUUUGUAUAAUAAUAAUGAAGAGAUUGAAAAGCAUUUUAUGAAUCAAAUGUCAGACACAGAACCACACGAAGAGCCGAAUGAAAGAAAAGAUGAAAAGCCAGUGAAUAACGUGGAAAACAGCAAAAAGUUAAACGAAAAGCAAAUUGAAACGAAUGCUAAGAAAGAGGAAGUACAGCAUUCAUCAGACAGUGGAAAGACUGCUCCCGUCAAAGAAUCCGGAAAUUCUGAUGUGUUUAUGAAACCCAAUGACAAAGAAAUGAAGACAAUUAUGUUGUGGACACCGAUUGAUGAGCCCGUAAUGGAAGGCAAUCAGGCAUUCAUUGACGCAAAAUGUGUUAUUAAUAAAUGUAUUUUUGUAACCAAUAAGUUAUUAGUGGAUCAAAGCGAUGCCAUAGUGUUUAGUGCACGACAUUUGCCAACAUAUAAACCGCCAAACUUUAGGUCCAAACAACAGAAAUGGAUUUUCUUUAGCAGUGAUUCGCCUCAAUAUGACACACAGGAAGAGCUCAACUCAAUGUCUCUGGCAUUCAACUGGAGCUGGACUUAUAGGUCGGACUCAGACAUCAUAUACAACGCGGCAAAUGUCGAGCAAAUGGAUUGGGAAAGCAAUAAGUCGUUCAAAGACUCCGAUAUCUUCUAUGACUGGAGAAAGAAAACUAAAAUGAUUUUAUCGAUUCAACACAAUUGCCAUCCAAACAGAGAAGAGAGUAAUUAUGUGAAUCAAUUCAAGAGUUAUAUAGACAUUGAUAUUCACAGCAAAUGUUCUGAUAAUCAAAAUCCAAUGGAUAUAACAAAUCAAACUGAACUGAAGGCGCUGUCAGAAAAGUAUCUCUUUAUCCUUGUAUUCGAGAGCUAUUGCAAAGACUUUGUGAGCAAACGAUUGCAUCAAUAUCUAGAGCACAGUAUAAUCCCUAUCGUGAAGGGCGGCGCCGACUAUUCAAAAAUAGUUCCGCAAAAUUCUGUCAUCAAUACCAAUGACUUCACUUCAGCUAAAGAUUUAGCGGAUUAUGUGUUAGACAUCGGCACUGAUUUCCAAAAGUAUAAGAAAUUCUUUGAAUGGAAACGCAAUCAUAAGAUUAGUUACAAGAGGAAAGAUUUUUGCCAACUUUGCGUCAAAUUACACAAACGGGACAACUCUGGCCACCACUCCUUCCAACUCAAGGAGUGGUGGUUUGCAGGCACCCACUGUAAGCACUGA